Molecule: messenger RNA, 2226 nt
Organism: Phytophthora sojae
Lineage: Eukaryota; Oomycota; Peronosporomycetes; Peronosporales; Peronosporaceae
Exons: 1
Coding region: 1-2226 (741 amino acids)
Molecular function (GO): protein binding
Source: RefSeq, a predicted model, not a curated record
AUGGCGAGCAAGAGCGGGGACGUGACGGACGAGGACGACCUGGACGUGGAUGUGGACGCCCAGGCGCGCCUGCAGGCCGUGACGCUGGGCAUGAAGCGCCAGGCGGACGAGCUGCUGCUCGCCAACCAGCUCGACAAGGCGCUCACGCUCUACCGGGAGCUGCUCAUGCACCUCACGCGCUCGCAGGUGGCGCUGCAGCAGCAGAAGGAGCUGGUGAUCUCCUGCCACAUGAACGCGCUGGCGGCGCUGAGCAAGGCCAAGCGCUGGAGCAGCGUCGUGUCCGAGGCCGCGGAGACCUUCGCCGUGCUGGGGGAGCUCAAAGAGGCCCGGGGGGCGGCGGAUCUGCCGCACGACAACCAGCAGAGGGAGAACCAGGUGCUCGCACGCGCGUUCUACUUCCGAGGCUUUGCCUACAUGAAGCUGGGCUCGUUCCAGCCUGCGCAACAAGAUUUCCGACGAGCGAUGGAGCUGAACCCGGAGGACGAAACCAUUCAGAGCGACUACAAGGAGCUGCAGACGGCGCUCCUGGCCGAGCAAAAGGUCAAACAGUUCCUCGCCACGUCCAUGAAGUUCUUCCAAGCGGGCAACUACAAGGCGGCGGUCGAAGCGUGCGUGAGCGCGUUGAGGGAGAGUCAACUGCUCCAGAAGACGGAGCUCACGGGUCUGAUCCAUGGAAACCUCGCGGCUAUCUACGUGAAGAUGAAGGACGAUGCCAAGGCGAUUGAGCACUACAAGCGCACCAUGCUGCUGACUCGCUGUGGUGGCAACCCUACGGCGGCGCAAAACGAGCGGAUGUUUGACAUCCUGGACAGUCUUGCUGGCUGCUACUCGCGCAAACGAGACUACAGCUCGGCGUUAUCAGUGAUUGAAGACCAGACCAAGUUGUUCCCGCUGUGUCCCGACCGGAAAGAUCGCGAGGCGAUGAUGUUUCUGAAUGCUGGACGCAUUUGUUAUACUAUGGGGAGGUGCCCUCAAGCCGAAGAGCGCCUGGAGAAGGGAUACAACGCAGCACGAAAGGUGUCCAACCAAUUGGACGUCGCGCUCAAUUGUGCGUACUGGUUGAGCAAGGCCUACUUGAAAAACAAUAAGGCAGAUAAGGCAAGGGAGACGCUGGAUGUGACGAUCCCGUUGGCUGAGGAGGACGCGGCUGUAGCUUCUACGGGAGAGCUGCUAGAGAAGCUCAUGCUGGCAAGACUCGACCUGCUUGACCCAGACUUCAACAGCUCGGCGACCGAAGGCUCUACCUUCAAGGGUUCUCUGCGGGAGACGCAACUCUGGCAGACCCUUGAGUACUUCGAGGGUAAGCGACAGAUUUGUGGCCAUGUACGAGCUGCAGAAGUGCUGGUUUCUUUCUUGCAAGCCAAGGGAGACCUUGAAAGCGACGAGGGCCACUCGGAGCUUAUGCGCGCGCUAACGCUGGUUCAUUGUGUGAAUAUUGGGAAGCUCUCAACAUCUGAAGCUACGACCUUUACGAAGCUUGCUCUAUUCAAGGUGGAUUUAUUGGCGAGUUCCAACUUUACCGGUCAGCAAGAAGCGAGGGCUUUGCUGGUAAAGCUGUUACGGGAUCUGGAACUACCUGGUGGUGCUGAUCCAUGCUGCCGACAACAACUGCGCGCAAAGGUUUUGUGCAGACUGGUGGAUCUCUUUGAGAGCAGAAGCGAGGGAGAGCUUGAUGAUGAUGAUCGCAAGAUUCUUGAGAACGCGGUUGAUGUGCUACGUGAAGACAAGAUCGCGAACAAACCUAUCCCAAAGACAAAACUAUCGGUUCUACUCCCAAUGGUGGGGCGAUGGAGAGCUGGCCGAGGAGAUAUUGUGGGUGCUGAAGAAGUUCUUGCGGAGAGUGUGGAGCUUUUGCGCGGAACUGAAGACUCGAACAACGAUCGUUUGUGCGAAGCGCUGAUUGGACUUUGCGUGGUGCAGAUCAGACUGGGAAUGGUGGAGGAGGCUGCAAAGGUCGUGGCAGAGAUCGAGUCAUUCUCGAUGGCUCAGAACUCAAAUGAGUUGAAGGUCAUCAAAGACCGGCUAAAUGCUGCUGCCGCCGAGGCACUGAAGAAAAAACAAAAGGAGCUUGACCGCGCAGAGAAGUCUCCGCUGUUUGAAAAGCAACAGUACACUGAUGGCGAAGGCAGCUUCCUCUGUGGGAUCGGCCGGGUAUGGUGGGGGCGGUGGUGUGGACCGCUGAUUGCCUGCGUGGCGGCAGUCGCGAUGGCUUUGAUGUUUGCUUGA